CGCCCCAUCAAUGCAACCGCAACCCACUAUCCAGGCUACUUACACUACUCCAGCGGCUACUCCAGGCUCUAGACUCCUACAAGUCCCCCCCUUCUCCAAAACCCACAGCCCACAUGAUUGUUUGUCGUAUGCAAGUGAACAACGCCAUUACAUACAAGCCAUGCCAGUAGUCAAGAAGCAUUCUGUUGACCGUUCUUAUACUUUGUACUGUUCUCACUGUUGUCGUUGCUCUUACCGUUCUUACUUAUACGCUUCCUGUGGCCAUUAAUAAGUGUUGUGCGUUGUUAUGUGCCGCAAGAGCCACAAUUAUUCCAGGAUUUCUCCAACUUACCGUCACCCCCGUGGGUCAAGAGCUUCCUAUCAACACCAGCCUUCUCCUCCUCUUGCCCUGAAACCGGCGCGCGGUCAAUAUUCAUCAAGGCACAGCACAGGCCAAGGGAGAGUGUGUGCAUGUUAUCUAUCACAUAUUCGCUGCUGCUUCCCCUCCUUCGACCACCGCCGUUCACUAUCGCUCUAAUCUCUCUAUCCCACCCUGUUCUGUCCCUCCUCUCCUUGCGUCCUCGACAGGCCUGGCAUACUCUCAAUGUCCACCCAACCACCACUGCGACGUCGAUUCUUACCGAUUCCCAUAGAGACGACAUUCAAGUCCCACAAGCAGCUCACAAUCGAUUCAAUUGAUCCGAGUACCCACGACACCGACCCGGCGGGCGAAGACUCCAAUCCCACUAUCCGCGUGCAGCUAGAUGAGCCACCGAAACGCCGAUUCCUACCUCAACCCAUCGAGACCACCCGACGCAGCAACCGUGCGACAGCGGUGAAGCCAGCGGAAGAUAACUUUAUUACGACUACCCAAGACGUUCCACCGGCUGUAGUAGAGUCUCCACCGCGGAGGAGACCUCGGUUUGCCCCCCAACUCAUCGAAACCACGAGGCGGUCAAAGCGAGUCAACGAUGUCCACCACACACCACCAGAGAGAACAGACGUCACGCCUGGGACGAACCACACAUACCAGUCAGGAGGGAGAUCCAGGACGAAGCCAGAUCAGCACCUACUAUCGCCACACGACAUCCGAGCCAGCAGUUUACCACCGCCUCUCCGCCCUUAUCGGCAGGGGUCGAUGAGGCCGCACCCGAACACCCGUCGGGGCACGCGAUACAAUUCAUACCACCCGGAAAUAGGCUCGCCGCUCUCAGACUCGAAUUCCUACACCACGGAAGAAGAGGCCGAUAACGCGGAGAGCACACCCUCGCUGACCGAGUCGUUCGGGUCCUCGGAGGAUUCGAACCGCCUACAGAUGGCCCGCACGAGGGAGAGCUGCGAUGAGAAUUACACGGGCUAUCUACUGACGCUCGCGGCGGAGCAAGCCGAGGAACAAUUACGGGAGAGGCAGCUGCGCGAGCAGGAGUUGGUGGCUUACGUGAAUAGCGACUUCCACGACCCUGUCUCGCAUUUCUAUGACCUCGAGAGCGAGGUGGGGUCGGAUGAGGAUAGCGGUCCAAUACUACUACCGCAUGAGAAGGUGGCGCGGAAGAGAUCUACGGUUUCUGGAUUCACGGCGGCAGAGCUCCAGCAACAUGAAGAGUCGCUGGCACGGAUGCGGGCCGAAGAGACGUUUAGGAUGGUUGCAGAGGAGGCAGCCAAGCCCUCCUUCCAUGACCCUUUCUGGACGAAUGGCAUCAACGAUAAGGGCAUCCUCGCCGCUAUCCCGAAGGACGAGGAGCUGAAAGUCAUGCGCGAGGCUGCCAGCCCGCCCAUGCUAGGAGAAGACCUCAUAUUCCGAAUGUGCCCCUCCCCCAAAUUCACCCGAUUCGAAACCGACCAACGCAUCGAGGCCCCACCCCCCAAGAAAGACGACGGCGGCGGCCUCUGGGGCGGCUACUGCGUCGCCGAAGACCCAAGCCAAUGCAUCGCCCCCCACCACCGCCACCCCAAUCUCCUCGAGACCCCCGACAACGAGCGCGACGACCCCUUCAACGCACUGAACCUCAAUGACGGUGCUGGGACUGCGGCGCCCAAAUACCACCAAUGUACUCCCAGUCGCGGGAUGCACAUGCUCAGCGGACUCGACGAGCGGCUCAAGGGCGAAGUCGCAAAAGCUAAGCUCGAGGACGCCAUCUGCGUCGAGUUCAACGACACGUUCGUCACGCAGGUGUACAACUACCUCUCCCUCGGCUACCCGAUGCUGGCGCGCGAGUACGACGAAGAGCUCGCGCACAUCUCGCAUAUACCCUCCGCCGAGCUGCGCGUUGAUGACGACGUCAAGGCGCCGGUGGGGAAUGUGGGCAUCAAGCCUGGGACGGGACUCACGGAUGCUACCGGGGCGGUAGGCGUGGGAACUCCGAGGUGGAUGGCGCUGAAGAGGUAUAUCCAUGAGUGGGCGCGCCAGCACCCGAAUCUGUCGACGAAUACGGGGGAGCCGAUCGCGUGGGGCGUGAGGGCGAGGAGAGGGAGCUGGGCUAUCUGAUCUAGAUUGAGGGCUGGCUGGCUGGCUGAUUGCCCUGGGGAUGGGGCCGGCUCACAUGAGCAGAGCGUAUGGGAGAGAUACGUACGUACGUUGUGUGUAGAUUUUUGCGAACGACGACAAAUUGAACAAUGGCGUUGAGUGAGCGAGCGAAUGAUGCCGGGUUGGGGGGUUUUUUUAUUUGAUGUUCAGGGUCUGUCUGGGCAGCGGAGGCGUUUUGGUGCGCGUUUCAGCGGUACUUGGGGUUUUUUCAAAGCGGAUUGAGUUGUUUAUUUGGGAGACCCUCUCUCUCUCUCUUGGUGAGGGGGGUUGGAUUGAGCGUCUGCAUGGUCUGCGUCGAGGGCGUUGAGAUGGGGUAGACCGUCGGUCUUCAUAUCCAUGAGUUGGUCGUUGUAGACUGUCUCCGUCGGGACGAGCUGGGUCUUAUGGGGGGGUAGAUAGGAGGCUUAAACACCCCCGGGGGGAAGAUGGGGGUGAGGCUCGGCGCGAUAUUGGGUUGCACGAUGGGCAGCGUUGCAUCACGGAGGCAGGGCCAACCAGUCAGUCAGUCAAGUCAGUUGGCCACGACCUUUAAGCCUCUUACUACGAUUUUACGUGGGGAGGGGGAGAGGCACGCGAUGCAGGUUGAUGGCUAGUUCUGCACCGCGCGCACGCCGCGCUUUUUGGAUGGAUGGAACGGCGGCGGCGGCGCGGGGGGAAGGG
Messenger RNA from Pseudogymnoascus verrucosus, 3163 nucleotides. RefSeq lists its product as uncharacterized. The coding region runs from base 584 to 2464 and encodes 626 amino acids. The record is from RefSeq and is a predicted model, not a curated record. NCBI's taxonomy places the organism in Eukaryota, Fungi, Ascomycota, Leotiomycetes, Thelebolales, Thelebolaceae. The transcript has a single exon.